Messenger RNA from Stylophora pistillata, 2251 nucleotides. RefSeq names its product anoctamin-10. Gene Ontology annotation, biological process: chloride transmembrane transport. Lineage: Eukaryota; Metazoa; Cnidaria; Anthozoa; Scleractinia; Pocilloporidae. Gene Ontology annotation, cellular component: plasma membrane. Gene Ontology annotation, molecular function: chloride channel activity. The record is from RefSeq and is a predicted model, not a curated record.
UGGCUUUGUACCAGAUCAGAGCAACAAGCAAGAGAUGCGAAUAUGGCUGUCGGGGAGUUUCUCGUGUGCUUCUCGGAAAAGUGCCACAAAGAAGACAUAAAACAGCACAUCAUCGACUGUCUUAGUGCUGCAAAGUUUAGGGUUACCCGAGAGGAAUUUGAGGGCAAAACUUUACUAACCAUCGGUGCUCAGUUCGACGUCCUUGCUCAGAAGGCGGAAGAAACUGAUUUGGAGAAGGCAACAACAGCUGAAAACAAGAUUCGCCAAUUUAUUUUUGAAAGGCUUGGUGAAUAUGUUGGAAAUGAAAAUCAAGAAACAUUUUUCACUCCUGCUGAAAGGGCAUAUCUGCUUGAGAUUUGCUUAGAAUCUGUGCAGUAUAACAGGGAGCAUUUGAAGUCACUUGGUGUUACUUUCAGAGGGGAGGGUUCAUUUAUCACAGACUUACUGCAUUCCAAGCCACCAAUUUUUGAGUCUGCUUUGCCUCUUCAUCAACCCCAUGAACAAGAGAAAAUAUGGAACAAAAUGAAGCAAAACGUGAUUGUCUGUCCCUUGCAAGAAAUUAGAGAUUACUAUGGAGAAAGUGUAGCAUUUUAUUUUGGAUGGAUGACAUGUUUCACCUGGACUUUAGUGCCAAUAGCUUUUGCUGGAGUCCUAUUGUAUUUCUUCAAGCCGCCUGGUGUCACUGUGGAUGACAACCCUCUGUUACCAUUAUAUGAAGUUCUUAUGGCUUUCUGGGCAAUCAGCUUUCUGACAGUAUGGAAAAGAAAAGAAUCAGAGUAUUCUUUCUUGUGGCGAACACAUGGUCUGGAACACCUAGAACUACUUCGUCCUGAGUUUUCUGGGGAAAUACGACCCAGCCCUAUAACUGGAAAACCAGAGAAGUAUUUUCCCAGGUGGAAAAGAUGGCUACGCUAUGGUUUAAGUUUCGUGUUGACCUUACCAGUCCUUCUUUUGGCUGUAGGUGCAAUGCUAUGUUCACUGAACUUCAAUGGAUACAUCAAGGAUAAAGAGAGUCCUGUCUAUAUUGCAUCCUUUGCUUACUUUGCAGAACCGGGCCACAUUUUAGCAGCUGAUAACAAGUACUAUGGUUACCUGAUCCCUACAAUUGGCCAUUCAGUGGUUAUCAAUAUUUUGAACAAACUGUACCGUUCUGUGGCACACUUUUGUACUGAUCUGGAAAAUCAUAGGACUGAAAGAGACUGGGAUAACUCUCUUAUAAUAAAACGUGUAUUGUUUGAGAUCUUUGACUGCUUCCUUCCUCUGUUCUACAUUGCAUUCUAUCAGCUCAAUGUUGUUGCUCUGAGGAGAGAACUUGUAGGACUUUUUUGGGGUGAUGAAAUUCGUCGUCUUGUAACAGAAUCAAUUCUCCCAUACUUAACAGAGAAAGGUCAUGUGUGGAAAAUACAGAGAGAGUAUGCUAAAAGCAAAAAGGAUUCAAAAGAGAAAACAUUUAUUCCUUCUCAGGCUCAGCGGGACAUAGUUUUAGAGGAAUAUGAACAGUUUGAUGAUUAUUUGGAAAUGGUUGUACAGUUUGGGUAUGUGACACUGUUUGCUUCUGCAUUUCCACUUGCUGCAGUUGUAAGCAUUGUGUUCUUGUUCAUAGAGGGAAGGGCUGAUUUGUUGAAACUACUUUAUGUGUGUCAACGACCACGAGUAAGAAGGGCAUCCAAUAUUGGUGUGUGGUACAAUGUUCUUUACCAGAUGAUGGUCCUCUCCAUGCUUACAAACAGCUUAAUUGUUGGAUUUUCUUCGGAACAACUUGCUGUUUGGUGUCCUUGGAUGUAUGAGACUAUUGACAAUGAUCAGUUCAUUGUUUCUGGAUAUGGGAGGUACGUUGUGGCUAUUGUGUUUUGCAUUGAGCAUUUCUUGAUUCUGUGUGCUGUAAUUGCAAGAUGUUUGGUGUCUGAAAAACCCAAGUGGGUACGCACUGCAGUUGCCAGAGAAAAUUAUGAGAAAGCACAAGAAGCAAAGAAGAGGAAAGAGAAAACUGAGUAGGAAAUCUGGAAAAAAAAAAAAAAAAAAGAACUUGAAAACAGCUGGGAACUUGAUACCAAUGGUUUGACAAUCUCCUUUAAUAAAUAAUUCAACAAUUUGUUAAGACUUAUUUAUAGCUGCACAAUUAAUGGGAAAUUUAAUUGUACUCAAUACAAUGUGUCUGAAGAAGUUACAUGAAAAAGUGCACCACAAAAUAUUCAGCACUACAUCUUACAUUUGUCAGACCACUGUGGGUGAUGCAAUGUACUAAAUAGAG